Molecule: messenger RNA, 1065 nt
Organism: Hemibagrus wyckioides
Lineage: Eukaryota; Metazoa; Chordata; Actinopteri; Siluriformes; Bagridae
Product: polyadenylate-binding protein 1-A-like
Exons: 9
Coding region: 1-1065 (354 amino acids)
Cellular component (GO): cytosol
Molecular function (GO): mRNA binding
Source: RefSeq, a predicted model, not a curated record
AUGACGGAACACAACGCAUCAUACAAAGAAUCAGAACAUGACGUAGUGUUGGUCAGCCACAGUCCAGAGCAUCGGCAAUUCCAAUCAGAGGCCAUUUCCAACUUGCUGCCUACUAUGGAUCCUGAGUCCAUGUCUGAACUACCACGGUGUCCAUCUCCAGCUCCUGUGAAACUCACAUGGGGUGAAAUCAUGGACGCCGAGGACAAUGAGAUGGAGAAUGUAGAGCCUUUCUGUUUCUAUAAUCCCUGGAGCAUGGAUAUCAUCAGCCAGACAGUGAAACUACUGUUGAGGAACCUUGACUGCAAUGUGGAUGACAGACAACUACAUGAGGAAUUCCAUCCCUUUGGAACUGUGAUCAGUGCAGAGGUCAAUAUGGAGAAUGGCCAUCCCAAAGGCACUGGCUUUGUCAUUUUUGCAUCUCCUGAUGAAGCCAGAAAUGCCAUCAUGAAGAUGAACGGCAGGGUAUUGGGAAGCAGGCCAGUGUAUGUUAGUGUGGUUCAGAGCAAGGAGGAACAUGGAGGAAGGCACAGAGAGAGGGCAGAGAGUAGCCUGAAAGAACCCUGUCCAAAUCCACACCAGGCUCAAAAGAAUAUUCAGCCACAGAAUGCAUCUCCAGAAUUGAGGAGAACCAACCAACAGGACAGGAACAUAUGCAGAGUGCAAACCACACUGCAGUCCCAGGAUGCACAGAAGAGUAAGGUGUUUAUAAAACAUCUGGACUACAGUGUGGACGACAGGCGCCUGCAUGAAGCGUUCCUGCCAUAUGGAACAGUCAUCAGUGCAAAGGUGACUGUGGAGAAUGGCUGCUCCCGAGGUUUUGGAUUUGUGAGCUUCUCCUCUCCAAAUGAAGCAGAAAAAGCCAUUAAGGAGAUGAAUGGAAGGAUGAUGGGCAGGAAGCCACUGUAUGUGACUCUGGCUAACAACAAUAAGCAGCGCAAGGCUUCCCUCACCCAGACUGAGUGUACAGGAAGCAGUGGUCCAACUGAGCCACACACAAGACCUCACAGAUUCUUGCAGAGGGUCCAUUCACAUCGUCGUCCCUCUGUUGCACCGGCCGCCAGAUAA